Molecule: messenger RNA, 573 nt
Organism: Acanthoscelides obtectus
Lineage: Eukaryota; Metazoa; Arthropoda; Insecta; Coleoptera; Chrysomelidae
Source: the annotation of a GenBank genome assembly
AUGUAUGAAGAUAUCGUGUUCAUAUCCCGUGGGAUAGAGACAAUCCGCGCCUCCCAGCAAUCUGAAGAUCGUCAAGCGAAUCCUUCUGAGGAUUUGCAGACCGAAGGUUUCUAUACGUUCCGCAGGAGCAAAGCCAUCCGCAGGAAGGAACUGCCUCCUAGGUUAGCCGCGAUUCAGACGGUGCAGAGUGUUAGGAAGGUAGAUCAGAUGCAAAAUGGUGGACAGCUCGGUGGGACAGUGCAGCGCGGACAGGGUGAGCAGAAGGUUGUUAGGUGUGAUUUGAAAUUGCAGAACAACAAAUUCAGAUACACAAAAUGCCUGCGAAGGUUGAAGAUGAAAGAAGUGCGACUCAAACAGGUGAUCCGAUACGGAAACUUCCGACCAGAAAGGAGAAAACCCAGCGAGGAAAACAGGAAAAUUGCAGGCAAAGCGACGGAGAAAGAGAAGGCUAAGAAGGCUGUCGUUGAGUUCGGAUGGAUUACAAGGUUGAAGAUUCGCAGGAAGACGAGCCAGGGCAGCGAUGUCACUUCUAAUCGAGCUCCGAGGAGUUGGAAUGGUGCUACAGCGGUAUAA